UCAUUCGACUAGACUGCGUCUAAGCGUGCUUUUUCAAGGUGACGGUAAAAUGGCCAAAAAAUCCGGCGUGUUGGGGAAAAUUGGCGGGAAUAAGCGGAAACGCGGCGCACGUUAUACGGAAAAGCCGGCACAGCGCAAUGCCGCCAACGCACGGGAAAGGGCACGGAUGCGGAUUCUUAGCAAGGCGUUCGGACGAUUGAAGACGGCGCUGCCGUGGGUGCCGCCUGAUACCAAACUAUCCAAGCUGGAUACACUACGCUUGGCCUCUUUAUAUAUAACCCAUCUAGCCACACUGCUGUCCCAGGACCAUCCAUCGGAAUGCUCAACGGAAAUACCGGCACUGAAAAUGACAUGGCCGUGUUUGGCCGCUCAAGCCAAACGAAUGAUUCCCGAUGCCUCCCAUUAAAGGAUCCCGGAAAAAGGCCCGUAACGAAAUGGAAAUGCAACGGAAAUAAUAAAUUUUCUGCUGCUGCUGCUGUUCUUUUUGUCAUUUUUUACCCUGGUCUUUCUUUCUGAUUUUCGGCGCAAGCUUCGCCGCAAAAUAUUAAAACAGCUAAAUAGUUCAAAUAUUAAAAAAAAUGAAAAAUGGUUGCCCGUCUUUAUAUUUGCAAAAUUCCGAUUCUUGUUUCCAGUGUGUUUCGGUAUUUCGAUUGCUGGUAUCGUAUGUACAGCCUGUAUGGUACUUUUAG
Paramacrobiotus metropolitanus is the source of this 689-nucleotide messenger RNA. RefSeq names its product musculin-like. Gene Ontology annotation, biological process: regulation of transcription by RNA polymerase II; developmental process. The record is from RefSeq and is a predicted model, not a curated record. The transcript has 3 exons. Gene Ontology annotation, molecular function: DNA-binding transcription factor activity, RNA polymerase II-specific; protein dimerization activity; RNA polymerase II transcription regulatory region sequence-specific DNA binding. Bases 50 to 406 code for a protein of 118 amino acids. Lineage: Eukaryota; Metazoa; Tardigrada; Eutardigrada; Parachela; Macrobiotidae.